Messenger RNA from Hansenula anomala, 1674 nucleotides. It is a transcript of the gene CEX1, whose product is annotated as COPI-interacting protein CEX1. The annotation marks the transcript as partial. The transcript is spliced from 2 exons. Gene Ontology annotation, molecular function: ATP binding; protein kinase activity. Gene Ontology annotation, cellular component: cytoplasm. The record is from RefSeq and is a predicted model, not a curated record. Gene Ontology annotation, biological process: protein phosphorylation; tRNA export from nucleus. NCBI's taxonomy places the organism in Eukaryota, Fungi, Ascomycota, Saccharomycetes, Phaffomycetales, Wickerhamomycetaceae.
AUGAACUUCUUAUCAAAGACAUUUACGUCGCUCACUGGAGGAUCUAUUCCAUACAACUUUGGUGAGGAACAGCUACCCAACCCUUCAUUUCCUUCAAUCUGGAAAAUAUACGAUGGUACCAAAAAAGAUGAUGGUUCACCAUGCACCAUAUUUGCAUUCGAAGCUAAAACACUUCCUGAAAUGUUACCAUUAGCUGCUAACGCCCUAAGAAAGAUCAGAAGUAUAAGAUUGCCAGGUAUAUUGAAAAUCCUCGACACAUUUGAAAAUGAUUCUUAUCUAUACAUUGUUUCUGAAAGAGUACAAUCAUUAGCCCAUUAUUUGAAAGAUUCAAAUCAUUUGACUGAGGAAAUUAAAUUGUUGAUUGUUCAAUCAGUUGCUAGAGCUAUUAAAUUUAUUAACGUGGAAGCUUCUUCAGUUUUAGGAUUUAUUGAUUUUUCCACAAUUUUCAUUAAUGAAAAAGGUGAAUUCAAAUUGGGUGGGUUUGAAGUGUUGACUAAUUUGAAAACUGAUCCUGAUCAACCUAUUUAUAGAUUAUCUGGCAAAUUGAAUGGGUUUAAUGAACUUUUAUCUCCUGAAGUUUCAUCAAAUGGGAUUGAAAUACUUAGAGGUUCACAAACUGUCAAGUUUGAUUCUUGGAGAUUGGGUGUUUUGAUUUAUAAAUUGUUCAAUAUUGAUGCUUAUACUAUAACAAAUGAUGACUUAUUAAAAGGUAAAAAUAUACCAAAAAAUUUGUUAGCUGCUUACAAGAAAUUAUUAAGUACAUCAGUUACUGUUAGACCUACUGUGGAACAAUUCUUAAAGAAUGGGGAACACACGUAUUUUAACACUAAUUUAAUCAAUUGUUACAAAGAAUUGGACGAAUUUGGAUUAAGAAAUGAUCAAGAAAAAUUACAAUUUUUCCAAAACUUGGAAGUUGUUAAAGAAGAUGCACCACCUGGAUUCAUGGAAAAUAGAAUUUUACCUGAAUUAUCCAAUUUUUUCAAUCAUAGUCCAGAAAAUGCUGCAUUUGCCUUACGGUACAUUUUAACAUUUGGUGAAGUUUUACCCGAUUCUUCAAAAAUUGCACUCAUAAAACCAGUGAUCCUAAAAGCUUUUACAUUGCCUGAUAGACAAAUUCGUGUUUUAUUGUUGGCUUCAUUACCAAAAUUUAUGGAAAUUUUAACAAAAUCUGAUAUAAGUGAUCGUAUCUUCCAAUAUUUUGUUACUGGUUUUUCUGAUUCAAAUCCUGCAAUAAGAGAAGAAACCAUCAAAUCAGUAUUGGUGAUUGCACCAAAAUUAUCAGAUAGACAAUUGAAUAAUGAACUGUUGAGAUUCUUGGCCAAGACUCAAAGUGAUGAAAAACCAGAAAUCAGAACAAAUACAACAAUUUGUUUGGGUAAAAUUGCAGAACAUUUGAACAAAUCAUCAAGAGCUUCAGUGUUGGCUACUGCUUUUAGUAAAGCAAUGAAGGACCGAUUCAUUCAUUCACGAUUAGCUGCUAUAAUGGCAAUUUCAAGUUGUAUUGAUUAUUUUACCCCAGAAAUUAUUUGUACAAAGAUUUUAUCAGUUAUUGCACCAUCAUUAUUAGACAAGAGUUCAAAAGUUAGAGAUGAAGCACAAAAGGCAUUUGAUUUAUUUUUCAGUAAGAUCAAAGAAGAAGCUGCCAACUUACCUCCUGAUAAUGACACAGCGGGU